AUGCCCGGCGAAGCGACAGAAACUGUCCCAGCCACAGAGCAAGAGUUGCCACAACCCCAGGCUGAGACAGGGUCUGGAACAGAAUCUGACAGUGAUGAAUCAGUACCAGAGCUUGAGGAACAGGAUUCUACACAGGCAACCACGCAACAGGCCCAGCUGGCAGCAGCCGCUGAGAUCGAUGAGGAACCAGUCAGUAAAGCAAAACAGAGUCGAAGUGAAAAGAAAGCACGAAAGGCUAUGUCCAAACUGGGACUUCGACAAGUGACAGGGGUUACUAGAGUCACCAUCCGGAAAUCUAAGAAUAUCCUCUUUGUAAUCACAAAGCCCGAUGUCUACAAGAGCCCAGCUUCAGAUACCUACAUAGUCUUUGGGGAGGCCAAGAUUGAGGAUCUCUCUCAGCAGGCACAGCUAGCUGCUGCUGAGAAAUUCAAAGUUCAGGGUGAAGCUGUUUCAAACAUACAGGAGAACACACAGACUCCAACUGUACAAGAAGAAAGCGAAGAGGAAGAGGUUGAUGAAACAGGUGUGGAAGUUAAAGACAUAGAAUUGGUCAUGUCCCAAGCAAACGUAUCCAGAGCAAAGGCUGUCCGAGCACUAAAGAACAACAGUAAUGAUAUUGUAAAUGCAACUAUGGAAUUAACGAUGUAACAAUCUGGAGACAAAGACAUUUUUUCAGUGUUUCAGAGAAGAUUAAAUGCAACCCGAUUUGAAAUUUGUACUGUUUCUAUCAAUAAAGUUGUGGCUUCUUGUUGGAUGAAAAAAAAAAA
Molecule: messenger RNA, 767 nt
Organism: Trichosurus vulpecula (common brushtail)
Lineage: Eukaryota; Metazoa; Chordata; Mammalia; Diprotodontia; Phalangeridae
Product: nascent polypeptide-associated complex subunit alpha-like
Exons: 1
Coding region: 1-648 (215 amino acids)
Biological process (GO): protein targeting to membrane
Cellular component (GO): nascent polypeptide-associated complex; cytoplasm
Source: RefSeq, a predicted model, not a curated record